Messenger RNA from Onychostoma macrolepis, 3394 nucleotides. It is a transcript of the gene taf5l, whose product is annotated as TAF5-like RNA polymerase II, p300/CBP-associated factor (PCAF)-associated factor. Bases 172 to 1980 code for a protein of 602 amino acids. Gene Ontology annotation, molecular function: transcription coactivator activity; protein binding. NCBI's taxonomy places the organism in Eukaryota, Metazoa, Chordata, Actinopteri, Cypriniformes, Cyprinidae. The record is from RefSeq and is a predicted model, not a curated record. The transcript has 7 exons. Gene Ontology annotation, cellular component: nuclear protein-containing complex; histone acetyltransferase complex. Gene Ontology annotation, biological process: regulation of DNA-templated transcription.
GGCGCUAGAUGGCGCAGUGCAGCUGCAGUGAUCUCAGCGGAGGCGCAGAAGAAGAGAGAGCUGAGCGACCAAUGGAGCAUCGCUGGGGAGCAGCAGUCUUCUCCUGAGCUCCUCUUCCAUGGCUUAAACCAGCACUUUUCUCCAGGACUGUCACAUACGGAUUAUGCAGAGAUGAAGCGGGUGCGGACGGAGCAGAUCCAGUACGCGGUGACCCAGUACCUGAAGAGGAGACAGUACAUAGACACAGAUGGGUCUCUGAAGGGGGCCAAACUCUCCCAGUCCGCUGAGGAAAUGGCAGCCAGUCUGACAGUUCAGACGGAGUCCAGCUGUGCGAAUGUGGUGUCCGCAGCCCCGUGUCAGUCUGACCCGCAGCAGUACGAGUCCCAGUUCUCCAGACUGCGCUCCUUCCUGCAGGAUGCAGAAGCACCGUUAGUGAAGGAGGUGAGCGGCGUCUUGUUUCCGCUCUUCCUCUACCUGCACCUGGACAUGGCGCGGUGUGGCCUGAAGGGGGCGGUAGACUCCUUCUACAGUCGCUUCCACUCGUUCUUCCAGCAGGACCCUGAGCAGAAAGCAAUCGUAGACCUGCUACGAGGAGCCGUCACACCUCAGGAUGUGACCUCAAACCCUAAACUCUGCUCGCUCCUGGAUCACAAGUAUGUGGUGCACCUGACGGAUCAAGCAUACAGCUACCUGCUGCGUUACCUGCAGAGUGACGACAACAGCGCCAUCUGCUGGGCGCUCAGCACACAUGUGCAGGUGGAGGUGACAGCAGCGUGCCGAACCGACUACCAGCUGUACGGCACAGGGGUAGGAGUGGGAAACACUACCUCCACUUCCUCCUCCGCUGCAUGGGCUGCGGUGGAUGGGGCGGAGGGGGCAGAGCGUGUGGAGGUCACGGCCGGCUUACCUCAGAGCGAGGCGGCGCUGGAGGCGUUGCAGGACUGCAUAAAGCGCGUGCGGGAAGGUCCGCCUUCGCUCACCACCGUCUGCUUCUACGCCUUCCAGCACACGGAUCAGCUGCUGAACACGGCCGAGGUGUCUGCGGACAGCCGUCUGCUGGCGGCCGGCUUCGAUAACUCUGCCGUCAAGCUGUGGAGUCUGCGGGCCAGGAAGCUGAAGGCAGGACCUCACAGGACAGACGUGUCUAAAAUAAGACUGGCCUGUGACGUGCUGGAGGAGGAGGCAGAUGACGAGGACGCCUCGGGCAGUGAGAUAAAGACCCUGCGUGCUCACAGCGGCCCCGUGUACCGCACUGCGUUCCUGACGGAUGGCUCCGGCCUGCUGUCCUGUUCGGAGGACUCCACCGUGCGCUUCUGGGAUCUGAACAGCUUCACGAACACCGUCCUGUACCGCGGCCACGCCUACCCCGUCUGGGACGUGGACGUCAGUCCCUGCAGCCUCUACUUCUCCACGGCGUCCCACGACCGCACCGCACGCCUCUGGAGCUUCGCGCGCACCUAUCCGCUCCGUCUGUAUGCCGGACACCUCUCUGACGUCGACUGCGUCAAAUUUCACCCCAACUCCAACUACGUGGCGACCGGCUCCACGGAUAAAACAGUGCGGCUGUGGAGCACGCAGCAGGGGGCGUCUGUGAGGCUGUUCACCGGGCACCGCGGGCCCGUGCUGUCGCUCGCCUUCUCGCCCAACGGCAAGUACCUGGCCUCGGCCGGAGAGGACCAGAGACUAAAGCUGUGGGACCUGGCGUCCGGCAGCCUGUUCAAAGACCUGCGGGGUCACAGCGACAGCAUCACCAGCCUCUCCUUCAGUCAGGACAGCAGUCUGGUGGCCUCCGCCUCCAUGGACAACUCAGUGCGGGUGUGGGACAUACGCAGCGCCCACGGCAGCGCCCCCAGCGACGGCUCCAGCAGCGAGCUGAUUGGACAGUACACGGGCAGCACUAGCAACAUCCUCAAUGUGCAGUUCAUGGCCUGUAACCUGCUGCUGGUGACUGGCACGGCGCUGGAGAAACAGGAGCAGUGAGAGUGUGUGUGUGUGGGGGUCAAUCUUAACAAAACACACCCGGGUCAUAUUUCACCCCAAAAUCUGAUUAAAUAAAUCGAGUUGAUUCAGAAUAAUUGGUCAUCCCCACCCCCCCCCCCCACCCCCAGUAAUCUCAAUUGCAAAAUGCUUUCCAGUUUAACUGAAUUCAUCCUAUUAGUAAAAUGAAGCCAUUUAGCACCAUUAUUUUUUGGCAUGGUGGUGACAUUCACAAACCUGUACCUAAGUUCUUAUUACUGUAAUGCAAAAAAAAAAAAAUUAUAUGCUAUUUGAAUGGUAAAGUAUUUAUCAGGGUGGUAUUUGUUGUAUUGCCCUUAAUUUAUGUUGAUUCAACUAAAUAAUUUGGGACAUAAGUUUCACAAUUUCUUUUCUUUAAUAGACGUUUUGCAAUCAAUAUGAUUUGACUGUAAUGUGAGUGGUGAAAUACUGUGAAUUAAUUCUGCAUAAAUGAAAAAGUAGUUCAACAAAUAUUACUUAUAAAUUCAUAAUUUACAGCAUUUUUAUCUUAUUAAAGGAAAGACAGCAAAUACUACCUUGAUUUUCAUCAUCAACAUUACUAUUAUUAUUAUUAUUGGCAUUACAAUAAGAAUUUUGGUGACAACUGUCAUAAAAAAUAAUGUCAUCUUAAUGGGCUUUAUUUUCUUUGACCAAAAUAUAUUUUGUGAAAUGUGGUCGGGACAUGUUCUUGUCGGGUUUUCGUGAGAUUCACCCGUUGUGUUUUGUAAAGUGAGUGUUGAUGUUUUGGUUCAUUUUUGUUAUGUGUGUUGAUGCCUCUAAAGAACAUUAGAGGUGUAGCCUGCUGUUUUCAUAAAAAUGUAAAUAUUAGACAUAUUUUUCUGAAAAAAAGUUAGGUCAUUAUUUCCAUGUCUGUAUUUUUCAGUUCGGCUAAUUUCUGUUGUAACGUUGCUGUUGUUUGUUGAUGGCCCAUGUUUAUAAAGGUAAGCACAUCCAGCACUGUUCUCCUGGACGUUCACCAGGAAGCCAGAUAAACCGGAUUCAUCCUACUUUAGGCAGAAAACAGUCCUGAUAAAGCUGUCGUCAUUCCCCCAGUCACUAGGGAUUGAGUUUAGCUUUACUGCAACAAAAAAACUUCCCCAGGAAAGCUAAAAAAACAAACAAAUGAUUCAUAUAAAUGCCACAGUUUGUCUCUUGUAGCCUGUUGAACUCAUGGUUGGACUGAAUGAUGAGUUUCCUUGAAUCUGAUUUUGCAACCCUGCACUUAGUUUUGUUUGAAGCAAGUCAAGUUUCUCCGUUUGAAGUUUCCUUGUUGUGUUCCUCAACCACACAAUCAUGGCAUGUUUGUCUUUAACAGUGAACGACUUUUGUAUUGUUUGGUUCCUUCAAAGAAAUGUUUUUGCAUCGUUCUGAUACUUGUAAAUAUAUUUUUGUAACAUUU